Pimephales promelas (fathead minnow) is the source of this 1353-nucleotide messenger RNA. NCBI's taxonomy places the organism in Eukaryota, Metazoa, Chordata, Actinopteri, Cypriniformes, Leuciscidae. The record is from RefSeq and is a predicted model, not a curated record.
UCAGACGCACUUCUAGUGAAUGAGACCUGCACACACAGUCAGUCAGUCUCCGACACGCUUCAAGAGGAGGAGAUCUCAAGGAGCCGGCUGUGUUUGGACUAUAACGGGACUUUAAUGCCUUCGGUUUGCUGAACAGGACCUUCAGAGGGCAGGAUGGAAAACACGUGUGAGGUGCGGAAACGGUGAGAACAAUAUUGAGUAGGGACGGCUCAGACUUCGGCUGAUGCCUCGAAACACACUGACCCUUGACCCUGCGAUGCCCGCCGAGCUUGUGAAAGACACCAUGACGAUCCCCGGAGCUCCCGAGCGAAUCCUGGCCGAGAAAACCAACAACAACGAGCCACCGCCGGCCGUCACCGUUCCUCUGGUUAACGAGGUGCAGUUGACGGCGGCCACCGGGGGAGCCGAGCUCUCCUGCUACCGGUGCACCGUCCCGUUCGGCGUGGUGGUCCUGAUCGCCGGGAUUGUCGUGACCGCCGUGGCCUACAGCUUCAACUCUCACGGCUCCACCAUAUCCUACUUCGGACUGGUGCUGCUCUCGGCCGGGCUGGUGCUGCUCGCCUUGAGCGCCGUCUGCUGGAAGGUGCGGAUGGAGAGAAAGAAGGAAAGGAGAAGAGAGAGUCAGACAGCCCUGAUGGCCCAUCAGAGGAGCAUCUUCGCCUGAUUUACACACAAGACUCCAAAAAACAGUCAAAACGUCGUUACACUCACAUUUUGGGACAAUGUCCAGAUGUUUUGCCCCCAGUUCAGAGCAAACGAGUUCUCUCGGAGAAAAAGACGGAUGACGGGAUCAGAACGAGUGUUCGGAGCAUUUAAUCGAGACUGUACUUGCAGCUGCAUGCGUCCAGAUGUCGAGACACAGCUGUAGUGCAACGCAAAUGUUUUCUUACUCAGCGUUUUUGUCUUGUUUUCCAUUAAAAUACCUUAGAUCAAGAUAAAUAUAUUUUAGAUGCUAUGAAGCCAUGUUUUUGAGUGGGUUUAUGCAUAAAACUAAUGUCAACGGGGUCAGAAAAAUAAUCUAGUUUAUCAUUUACUGUUCUAAUCCAAUUGACAGAUAUUUUUUCUUGUUUUAAGCAUAAAUUCACUUCAUUUUGAUACAUUUUUCAGAAAACAAGACUUAGAGCCAGAUUUACAAACAGCUUGUGUCAGUGCUAACCAUUUUUGGCGCUAAAAAACUACUGUUAGGUAAGCGCUGAAAAGGCGUGGACAGGGUUGUUUUUGCGGCUCACCUUAUUGCAUAUGCAUCUGUAGGAGUUUUCCGAUAUUUACGAUAAAAGGCCUCGUCCACACUACUGCGUUUUCGUUUAAAAACGAAGACCUUUUGCUACAUUUGCACCUCCCGUCCAGACUAAA